Messenger RNA from Drosophila willistoni, 2594 nucleotides. It is a transcript of the gene dco, whose product is annotated as discs overgrown protein kinase. The coding region runs from base 603 to 1910 and encodes 435 amino acids. Gene Ontology annotation, molecular function: ATP binding; protein serine/threonine kinase activity. The transcript has 3 exons. The record is from RefSeq and is a predicted model, not a curated record. Gene Ontology annotation, cellular component: cytoplasm; nucleus. Lineage: Eukaryota; Metazoa; Arthropoda; Insecta; Diptera; Drosophilidae. Gene Ontology annotation, biological process: signal transduction; endocytosis; peptidyl-serine phosphorylation.
GCAGUCUUCGAUUCAGUUUGGAUUAAUGCUUCUAAUUUUUCCAAACGAUUUCUCGGAUCAUUUUCCAAAUGUUUUGUUUGUGAAUAGCAUUUUUUCGACGACUGCACAAAUCGGAUGAAUUUGCAUCCUCCACAUAAUCCUAAUUGCCAUAUGUGUGCAAAAUGUUUAAUUAAUGCAAAUAUGAAUAAUGCAAAAUGUAUUUUGCUAUCGUUUAUAUUAACGUGUUCGUAAAACGGAAGUUGAAAAUCCUAUUGAGUUUCCUCUGUUUUCAGUUAAAACAAAAGAAAAAGCAAGAAAUAAAAAGUGAAAAUAACGGAAUCGGCACACGGAUAGCCCCCAAAACUGGCCAAGCGCAAAAUUGGUAGCUGAUUCAGUUCUCUUGACUGAUUCAACGACGAGGACGUCCUGCCCAACAUAAAGCCUUUUUUUGGCGACUGUCUUAAAAAUUAUUUGAUACAACAUUUUGGACAACAGGACAUCGUCAGCAGGCAGGCAGUGCACGUCGCCGUGCUAGGACAGCUAGAGCAGCACAAGAAGUAGCUCCGAUAAGAAGAGUAACUUUAACGACACUCUAAGAAACACACACACACAGAGCAGACAAAAUGGAACUGCGUGUGGGCAAUAAAUAUCGACUAGGUCGAAAAAUUGGCUCUGGAUCCUUUGGUGACAUCUAUUUGGGCACAACUAUCAACACAGGCGAGGAGGUGGCCAUCAAAUUGGAAUGCAUACGCACUAAACAUCCACAAUUGCACAUCGAGUCCAAAUUCUAUAAAACGAUGCAAGGUGGCAUUGGUAUACCGCGAAUUAUUUGGUGCGGCAGCGAGGGUGAUUACAAUGUUAUGGUUAUGGAGCUGUUGGGUCCCUCCUUGGAGGAUCUAUUUAAUUUUUGUUCUCGUCGCUUUUCACUCAAGACGGUUCUUUUGCUGGCGGAUCAGAUGAUUUCGCGCAUUGACUAUAUACACUCGAGAGAUUUCAUUCAUCGCGACAUAAAACCUGAUAACUUUUUGAUGGGCCUGGGUAAGAAAGGCAAUUUGGUCUAUAUCAUUGAUUUUGGAUUGGCCAAGAAAUUCCGUGAUGCCCGCUCCUUGAAGCAUAUCCCGUAUCGGGAAAACAAGAAUUUAACGGGCACAGCUCGUUAUGCUUCUAUUAACACACAUCUGGGUAUUGAGCAGUCCCGACGUGAUGACCUUGAAUCGCUUGGCUAUGUUUUGAUGUAUUUCAAUUUGGGUGCCCUUCCCUGGCAGGGCUUGAAAGCUGCCAAUAAGCGUCAGAAAUACGAACGCAUAUCGGAGAAAAAGCUCUCCACCUCGAUUGUGGUGCUCUGCAAGGGAUUCCCCAGUGAGUUUGUCAAUUAUCUAAACUUCUGCCGGCAGAUGCACUUUGACCAGCGUCCCGAUUACUGCCAUUUGCGUAAGCUAUUCCGUAAUCUGUUCCAUCGACUGGGCUUCACCUAUGACUAUGUAUUCGACUGGAAUCUGCUCAAGUUUGGUGGCCCACGAAAUCCGCCGGCUAUCCAACAGGCACAGGACGGUACAGAUGGCCAGCAGGGUCAACAGGAUGCUACGGCCGCAGCAGUGGCAGCAGCAGCCGUCUCACAUCAGCAACAGCACAAGGUCAAUAAUGUGACCAUGGCCACGGCUGGCGGAAGUACACAACAGCUGCUCAGCGGAAGCUCAGGUGCAGGUCAAACGCUUGCCAUGCUUGGCGGAAACGGUGGCCAGCUGAUUGGCGGCGGUAACAAUGGGCUCAAUAUGGACGAUUCAAUGGCGGCAACAAAUUCAUCGCGACAGCCUUAUGAUACGCCGGAGCGUCGACCUUCAAUACGCAUGCGUCAAGGGGGUGGUAAUGGAGGAGGUGGUGGAGGGGGUGGUGUUGUAGGUCUUCAAAAUGAUGUACGAAAUGCUAAAUAAUAUUUUAUUGUUUAAAUAUAGAGUUAGAACACUAGAGAGGCGAAACUAUCCAAUAUCAUAAUGACGAAGAUGAAUCACUCGAUGACAAAACGAUAUUGCGUUUGUUUUGCAGACCUAUUGGACUUUCGCUAUGUAGAGAUAAAAAUCGGCAAAAUACACACAUAGAAUAUAUAGACACAUAUAUUUAUAUAUAUUCAAUCAUAUAUAUGUAUAUCUAUCUAUGUAUAUAUAUGCUUUAUGGCGGUAUACAUGUUUGAAUGUAAUACAAGGUGGACCUGGUCCCUUCCUCACCCAUCGUACAUUCAUACACACACCCACACAAAACACACAUGUAUACAUGAUUUUUUUUGUACAUUUUCAUUUGUUCUGCUGCUUUGUAUGUGUAGAAAGGGCUUAUUAAGAUUAAUAUAAUUAUAUAUACGUCAUAAAAUAUAAUUUUAGUUGAAAAACCUUUGUUGAAAGGCUGCCAGAAAGUAAAAACAUGAUUCAUUUGAUUGAUCAUGCAAGCGUCAAAAAAAUAGGAGGACAAAUUAAGAACAACAGCAGGCAAUAUAUAUAUAUAUUUAUAUAUAUAGAAUAUAUUCAGUUGAUCGAGCUAACGACAACAAGAAGAACAAAAUUAAUGUAAAGCAUAAAAACAUUCUAAACAUUUUGCUGUUGCAUUUACGGAAAUGAUAAAUCAAA